This is a messenger RNA of Styela clava, 693 nucleotides long. Lineage: Eukaryota; Metazoa; Chordata; Ascidiacea; Stolidobranchia; Styelidae. The record is from RefSeq and is a predicted model, not a curated record.
AUGUCUGCCCUGAGUAAACCUAAUACCGCCUUCAUAAAUAAGCCUUUAGUUGUGUCAUCAAAAUUUCUCGAAGCAAAGAUGGAAUUUGUCAAAAUUAUUUUAUUUCUCUCCCUUUUUUGGGGCUUGCUCGCGGAGCUUAAAUUGCCUGCUGGAACCUGCGUUUCCAAGAUCGUGAAGGGAAAACUCGUCCAAGUUGGAGAUUGCAAGAAAAACGAUGGAUCCGAAAUUGCCAGACUGAUCCAGAAAAGUCUUGAUGGAAAGAGAAAAGCUGAAGGUAAAUGUGACUUCAAAUACGAUUCGAAAUGCUUCCAAGCAGUUGUGUAUGAUGCAGGGAACGUCACCUUCAACGAUGCUGAAUCAAUUUGCAAAUCAAUGAACAUCGGAAAACCCGCGAAUAUUUAUGACCUCGCUCAUUACCAGAUGUUGCUCACUUAUCUACGUCCACUGAUCCCUGCAACUAGGAUUUGGAUUCACAUCUGGACUGGAAUGGAGUAUAUGAACAAUCAGCUUUUGCUGUCAAGUGGACGAAAUAUCAAACUAGCAACAGAAGUGUGGUAUCCUUAUUAUUAUCCAUAUCCCGAUGCAUCGUACACAAAUAUUGUUUUUUAUGUCGAUAAUCCAGAGGUUGAAUAUCAGGGAAUGUUCAAUUAUCUACCAUUAUAUUCAAUCCACGGUGUCAUCUGUGAAAUAUAA